AUGCUGUUUUCCCCGGUUCUUCUUUUCCUACUGGUGCUUAGAGUCACCAGCGUUGCCCAAGGAAAAUCCGUCUUCGCCCACUUCAUGGUUGGCAAUACAGAAGCCUUUGGCGUCAGCAACUGGGAGGCUAACAUCGAGACUGCGCAACAAGCCAAGAUCGAUGCCUUUGCCCUGAACAUUGCCCAUGGCUGGUCACAUAAUGACGAGCAGAUAGCCAAUGCCUUCACUGCGGCCAGCGCCAAAGGCUUCAAACUGUUCUUUUCUUUUGACUACGCCGGCGGCGACGUUCCUUGGCCGCUUGCCGAAGUCAGAGCUCUUAUUCAAAAAUACGGCGCCAGCGCGGCGCACUUCCAGUACCAAGGCAAGCCCUUCGUGUCUACCUUCGAGGGCCCUGACAACGCCGAUGACUGGAACACGAUCAAGGCAGACACGGGCUGUUUCUUCAUCCCGGACUGGUCGUCCCUCGGUGCUGGCCCGGCUUUGGACGCCGGUGGCGGCGUAGCCGACGGCCUCUUCAACUGGGCCGCCUGGCCUUACGGCGAGCGGAAUAUGACGACCUAUAUCGACGCCGCGUAUCACGGACUGCUGGGCUCCAAACCCUACAUGAUGCCCGUGUCACCGUGGUUCUUCACAAAUUUGCCCGGAUACAGCAAGAACUGGCUGUGGAAGAGUGGUGAUCUGUGGUAUGACCGCUGGAAGCAGGUCACUUCAAUGGACUUCGAGCCUGAGUUCUUGGAGAUCAUCAGCUGGAACGACUACGGGGAGUCUCAUUACAUUGGGCCCCUCGACGAUUCUCAGUACGAAGCCUUCACUGUUGGAGAUGCCCCUUACAACUAUGUCAAAGAGAUGCCCCACGACGGAUGGAGAACGCACCUUCCGUUUCUCAUCGAUCUCUACAAGACCGGCUCGUCCUCCGUCACCAAGGAGAGCAUGGUGACUUGGUUUCGCACAUCUCUCAACUAUGUCUGUGCUGACGGCUCCACUACCGCCAACACGGCUAGUCAGCUACAAUUCGAGUAUUUGCCGGGCCAAGUGAUGCCGGACCGCAUUUACUUCUCGGUUCUCUUGGCCAGCCCGGCCGAGCUGAAGGUCUCCUUCGGAGGCACCGACUAUUCCAUCAGCAACUGGGACUACACGCCGGACGGCGGUGUCGGAAUCUACCACACAAGUAUCCCGGUCCUUGGUACCGGCGGCGCUUGGCGUGCGCAAGUCGUGAGAGGAGGCAGUGUGGUCAUCGACUACUCGGUGCCCCAGGGUAUCUCUGGAAGCUGUCCAUCCGGUGUCGUCAACUGGAACCCGUGGGUAGGAUCGGCUUCCGCGAGCGGCUCCGUCUCCGGGAAGCCUCCGCGUGACCUGUCCGAGCAGACUUGCAUCCAGGGCUGGGGCGAGGGCAACUUCAACGACAUCUGUAAGUUCACCUGUAAGUACGGCUACUGCCCGUCCAGCGCCUGUGUCUGCACCAACAUGGGCGAAGCCAUCAAACGGCCCAAGUCGACAGGUGUCCUCGGCUACCCUGCCAACGGCGAUGCCAAUUACGGCGGGUUGUGCAACUUUGCGUGUAACCUGGGAUACUGCCCUUCCACUGCAUGUUCUACGGAGAAGCAUAACCCGUACGUACCCAAGACUUCACCUUUCAACCCAAACACCUGCACCGACGGCGGGGGACACGGGACCGUCUCUCGCCUCUGUUCGUGGACGUGCCACUACGGCUUCUGUCCUAUUCACUCCUGCUUCUGCACCAGACAGGGCCCUCUCAAUCUGCCUCCUCCGACGGUCAAAGUUAGCGGCGUCAAGGCCAACUUUGGCAACGACAACGGCCUGUGUGCUUUCGCCUGCUCUCACGGAUACUGCCCUUCGCCCGAGUGCAGCUCCGAUGGCGGUGAUGGUGGCGGCGACGACGACGGCAAUGGCUCCGGCGGCGGGAGCCCCGCCGUUAACGUGGUCGUCGGAUACUUCCAAGCAGAUAGCAUCACCCGCCGAGGUUGCGCUCAGAGAUCCGCCAGCUUCGUCCCGACGAACUCGGUGACGCACGUCAACGCGGCAUUUGCGUGGGUCGAGGCCGGGAGCUUCUCCUUGAUCCCCGGCUCCAGCACCGGGAUUGACCAGCUCAAGCAGCUCACUGCGCUCAAGAGUCAGGCGCGUGGGCUUCAUGUAUGGCUCACACUCGGGGGAUACGACUUCUCAACCGGCUCGCGUCGGGCAUCGGAUACGGAGGGUAUCUUCGCCGACAUAGUGAGAACCUCGCAGAGUCGGCAGAAGUUCCUGAACAAUCUCGCCUCCUUCAUGCAAGAAUUCGCUUUUGACGGCGUCGACGUCGACUGGCAAUGGCCAGCGGCCGGUGAUGAGUCCAAGAACUAUGCGCUACUGAUUCAGGAGAUGCGGCUGUAUUUCAACUCGCACUCGGCGACGUCGUCGGCCUGGGGUAUCUCUUUCACGGCGCCAGUCGAAAAGGAGACUCUCGCACGUUUCGACCUCGCAACCAUGGCGGAUGCCGCCAGCUGGAUCAACCUCGUCGCCUACGAUGCUGACAGCAAGGAUCAGAGCGUCACGCGCGCCAUGUCGGACCAGAAGUCCAUCGAGGCCGCAGUCGACGCGCUGGGUAGCGCAGGCGUCCCGGCGACCAAGAUCAACCUCGGCAUCGGUUUCUUUGGUCGCUCAUACACGCUGGGCUCGACAUCAUGCUCCGGAGUCGGAUGUGCUGCGGUGGGCGCCGGAAUCUCAGGACAAUGUACCGGGAGACCCGGCUUCAUGUCCUACGACGAGAUGAGUUCAAACCUUGGUCUUCGUAACAGCAAGGUCGAUGAAAGCACUGGCAUCAACUACCUGAAGUAUGUUUCUCAUGUUUCCUGCUUGCUCUUCUACGGCGAAGAUAACAAGCAGUGGAUAUCUUACGAAGACCGCAACUCAAUCAUCAAGAAGGUCAAAUACGCUCAAGGCAAGGGGCUUCUUGGAAUCGCGGUCUGGUCCAUCGACCUAGACGAUGACGAUCACCACCUGCUGAACGCCACGUUAUACCCAGGUGGUCUGGGGAGCUUUGCGUUGGCGACGGGCACCGACCAGGCCGACUCAUCCAACUACACCUCGGUCGAGAUCAGCUCGUGUGCCUGGUCCGACUGCGGGACGUCGACGAGCCCAUCGUGCCCGCCCGGCCAGCAGGUCCUCACGACCGACCGCUGCAACGUGGCCUCGGGAACCGGAGAGAAGCUCUACAAGGCCUUAUGCUGCCCGUUCGGGCAGACCCCCGACUCUUCGACUUGCGAUUGGAACCGGUUGGACGGGGGCGACUGCGGCCGGGGCUGCGCCGACGGCCAGGUCCCCAUUGCGUCGGACAAGUGGCUCAUCAACAAGAAAGGGCAAGAGAACUACUGCUUCUUCGGCAUGGCUGACUACUGCUGUGCCGCCGAGGAGUCAGGCCCCGCUGUAUGCGGCUGGGAGAACAAGUGCGUGGCUAUCGGGACCAACGGGCUGCCCACGUCCAGCACCAACGUCUGCUCGGCAGGUCGCAAGUUCGUCACGUACGCAAAGGACUCGCCCGUCGUCGGUGCAUGCAAGGGCGAUGGGAAGGUCAACUCCUGGGUACCUUACUGCUGCGACCAAGACGUCGACGUGUCGUCGUUCAAGUGGUCAGGGGUCGCAGGCACAGCCGGAGAUGGCUCCGACAAGUGCAACGACGCGAGGAUCUGUCCCCUGGGCAAGACCUCCAUCGCCACCUCAUACCUGGGCGCCGGAAAGGACUGCACAUACUUCCAGCAAGGGUACGCACUCUGGAGCGCCCAGGCGUUCCCCCGCGACGUCAAGCGCACGUUAUGUGCGGACCCAAACGCCCUUCGAAGGACCAUCAAGACUCUCCCGGUGCCUUUGGAGAACAUCUUCCCGCACCCGGGCCCGGGCACGGACGAGCAGAGGUGGCAGGUCGAGCUUGACCCAACCAUGGGCGGCGCCGAUCCCACCCCCGAGGAGAGUACCAACGCGGACAAGAACUCGUUCGGCUGGUAUAUCAUGUCCGGGCCGAAGGCCGAGCUCACCUCGCUGGACAAGCGGGACGGAUCCCACUGGGAGCUCUUCGACUGCGAGCCGGGCGCGAACCACGAGGGUCGGCAGACUGUCAGGGCCGUGUGUACCGACAGCUCCUACGAGAGCAACUGCGGCGUCAUCCACGAGGGCCACGGAGUCGCAGGAACUGUCAUCGAGAUGCCUGCCGGCUGCGGUCCCGGGAGAUAUGCCAUGGCCGUAUCUCUCGAGCCGUCCCAGAAUCAGUCGCUUCCUCGACAUCUGGAGAAGCGAGCAGACGAGCUGGCCGACUCUCCCAUCUUCGACCUCACCUUUGACUACGACUUCUCCCCCCUCGACGAUCCCGGCUACUGGAACCAUAUCGUUGCCGCUGCUCCGACCAAGGUGAAGCGGUCAAGACGGGAGAUGGAGGAGGAGGUCCAAGGGACGCACGGCGGGAACUACCACCAGUAUCUCUACCACUUGUGGACAGUGGACAAGCGGUCUACGCCGGAGGACGAACUACACGACCUGCACGCGCGUUGGUUUUCCAAGUCAGGCGCCAUCAAGGACUGGAUCGACCGGCUGCACAACGUCGACACCGAGUACGAGCUGGUUAGGCACACGGUCAACGAGCAGUUCCGCUGGAACAUCUACGAUGAGUCCGUGUCCUGUAACAUCAAGGGCGUGGACACGACGGGCUACUUCACCGCGUGGGCGGAUCUCAACGUCAACAUCCAGUCGUCGGCCCUCGUGACGCUCAUCGGAAACCUGCAGGACCUCAACUCCUUUGAAGAUUCCCACGUGCUGUUCCGCAACAGCGGCUCCGUCAAGGCGUCCAUCAACGCCGAGGCCCUCGCUCACGUCGAGUUUCUCACGGGCGAGAUCGAACUCUUCGGCCUCGAGAACUUUGGCGGCACCUUCACCGUGCCCGGCAUCGUUACCAUCGGUCCCAACUUCCGCGUGCUUGGCCAGCUGCAGGGUUCCGCGACGCUGCAUGGGACUGCGCGCGUCGACCUCACACUCGCCGAGUGGGAUUACACGCAGCAGUACCCCGACGCCAAUGGCGGCGCCAGCGCCGGCGCCGUGACUGCGGCCAGGACGCCUAAGUCAAGCGGCGUACGCUCGUCGGAUUCGCAGUCGGUGCUGCAGGCUCCCAAAUUCUACUACGACGUGGACGCAUCUGGCGAGUUGACCUUGUCAGUGGUGCCAAAGGUCACGCUGGGCAUCGUUUUCAACGACGACUCGGUCUCGGACGCAUCUAUCGACUUUGGCGUCAAUGGUCGAGUCACCUUGUAUGGAUCCGCUGGUUCCAGCUCCGACUCGACGUGGCAAUACUGCUACGGCGUCAAUGGGGAUGUUGAGGUUUUUGCACAACUGAAUGCUCCAACGCUGUUUGGUAAAAACAUCAACACGUAUUACCCAGUAUGGGGAACUGGAUUGUUCCCCAUCAUCCAACAAACCUGCGCUGCAGCCGCUUCGUCGGUCUCGGAGACGACCCCGUCGGCCCAGCCGGCCAGGUUGAUGAAGCGCGGGGACUUCAUCGGAUCGCUCAUCUGCCCUGCAUCGGCAUCGGCCUCGGACGACGUGACACCGUGCCCCUUCUGCUGGGAGUCCUCUGCCACGACUAGCGAUGCGAGCAGCAAGAUCCGGAGGCGAUACGGCUACGUGCUGGAGGAGCGCGCCGACGAUGCUUGCCCGUUGUACACUGACGCCGACGCGAACAACCCCAGCUGCACCCUUGACGACCUCGCGGCCCGCGGCACCAUUGUCCGCCGUCUGACCAGCAAGGACGGUGUGGUCGACUAUGGCACCGAGCAAAUCAAGAUAAGCUUCGGGCAAUAUGCGGGCUGCAAUGAUGCCAAGACGAGCAGCAACAUUCUCAGGUCGAUCAUCUUCAGCACGUCGGGCCGGCGAUGCAAUGCCAACGUGUUCAAGGCCACAAACACCGAGGCCAGAAGUGUCAAAUUGAACACCGAACACGUUUACGAGGCGCAGACCCUCACCAAAUUCUUCAUGUGGCUGAUGAGAGGGCCCGGCGUGACGGUCGGCAGCCACACCAUGCCGACGGCGGAAUGGGUGCUGGAGGUGUUGCUGGGUGUCGACAUCCCAGGGGCUCAGCCGAACUCCUUCAUCAUGAAUACAGCGCCUCUGGGCGUGAACAUGCCUCCGGUGCAGCUGGAUACUGUCUUGAUCUGGGGUUUCGGGCGGUCCGAUGGCGUCGGCCCCUCGCCCUUCACCAAAGCACGCGGCGAGUCCCACCUAGUGCUAGUCGACGAAAUGAUCAACAAGAACAAGGGCAAAUUCAUGAUGCUUCAAAAAGUAUCUGUACAACCCGAAACGCAAGCGGUAAAUUCGUACCGGACUACAUAUCGCGAGGUCUUUGGCGUGUUUGAGUACCUCCGGUGGUCGCCUCCGAGCGGCACGGGUGGCUCGGGCCCUUUCCCCGUCAUUGAACCCGUGUGGAAUAAAUGGAUGCGGGUGUCCAACUGGUUUGACUUGGUGCUCUGGGAGUUUGACAACCAGUACGCCGGACGCUGGAACGAAAGGGCCGGGGCUCCAGUGAACAGCAAUGGCAGCCCUUCGCUCCGCGCCCUCUAUGCUCGAUAUAUUGAGGAUUACCUCCUGGCCAUUGAGCAGACGGCCGCCCUCAAGAGCAACGAGGCCAAGACCGCCUACGAGAAUAAAUUCAAAAGCGUCAACUCCUUGGGAAACGUGGUGUGGAGUAAUACCGACGACCCGAAUUGGUUCAAUGCCGCGUUCGGCGCCGGAGGCUGGGCCAGUCCGGCGGGGGCCAGGUUUCCGCGCCCAGGAUCCGGGGGCACGGGAUGGUCCAUUUUCGGCGCCACCGGGAAUCCCACCAAGACCAUUAACGGGCAAGGCGUCGCAGUCAACAUUGGUGCACCGGCUCGUAUAUAG
This is a messenger RNA of Colletotrichum lupini, 6909 nucleotides long. Its product is annotated as glycosyl hydrolase family 18. NCBI's taxonomy places the organism in Eukaryota, Fungi, Ascomycota, Sordariomycetes, Glomerellales, Glomerellaceae. The coding region runs from base 1 to 6909 and encodes 2302 amino acids. The transcript is spliced from 6 exons. Gene Ontology annotation, biological process: carbohydrate metabolic process. The record is from RefSeq and is a predicted model, not a curated record. Gene Ontology annotation, molecular function: glucan endo-1,3-alpha-glucosidase activity; chitin binding.